GCCUUUUGGGAAAUUGCGAACAAAAGACAACUCGAUAUUUCAAAAACUAACAUUUCAUGGGAAAGAUAAAAUAGAAAUGAAGGAAGCAUGGCCUAAUCUUGGUAAUGCUGCAAAUUUUGAAAUCUCGUUUUGAGAUCUUCGUGCCAAAGAAGUAUUAAAUGACGAGUUUUUAACAUGGAGAUCCACGUGACUCUAGCUUYAUUGCUAAUAAUCUACCCAGAGAGAACAGGUUCCGCAUUACGCUGCCCAUCCUACCCAGAUCCCCAAAACGGUUACGUCACAUGUGACAGCCUGUUCCACUUGUUCUGCUCUCCUGAAUGUCACCCUGGUUACCGCUUUGCGACCAAGCCUGCUGUGGUUUACAUGUGUGGCCCAGUUACCGGUGAAUGGUUUACCUACCCGGUAGGCAGUUCACUGCCGUGGCCGGACUGUGUUCCCGAAGACAGAAGUGAUGACACCAUCCACCGAGAACUGUCCAAGAAACGAGAAGAGAUCACUAGAUACAUUGCUCAUUCAAACACAGGGAUCCCAACACCUUAUAGCCAGGCAAGAAGUCUAGAUCCAGAGGAAAGGUAUCAUCAUUUGUUUGACUACAUCGAGAGGGCUGAGAAAGCUUAUGAAUACCGCGAAACUAUAGAGAAGGAAACUGAGAAGCUCAAACACCACCCGAGAAAAAAUAUAUCUAGCAAACAGAGUCGCUCAUAUGAAAAUCGUUUGGGAUCUUAUCAGCCUUGGAGUAUUACUUCAAAGGCACCUGCUAAAAAUGUAGAAGCUGGGAAAGAGCUUGCACUGAAUGCUAAUGGAUCAGGAUUUCCGAAAGUGGAUUUGCAGCAAACACUAGUUUCACAAAAAGAGCAAUUACCACUUAACAAACAAAGCGCCGGAUACAAAACUUAUCUUUCUCCUGUCACAAAURAAAUUCCAGAUAAAAACGAAAGAUGGAAUGAAAAAGGUACUUUUACAGGACAAUUAGGCGAAGACAGUACUCAAGUAAAUUCACAAAUACAAACAGCUGGGAAUUUUCAGAUGAAUAAUGCAACACCAAGCAUGGCUAAAGCAGUCGAAGAAAAUACAAGUCCCUAUAAACAAGACAGUAAUUUUGUACUCAAGAUGUUAAAUAACGAGGAAUUUAAAGAUUURCAUUAUUUGGACGAACACGUACGGCGAAACAGAGGCGCCCCAGCAUCUAUAAAUAGAAAUACCACAAAAAGUAAAUCAAGUGUACUUGAAAAUGAUAGAAUGGUUGGAACAAUGGGAAGCCGUGACCAACAUCUGGAAAUUACUAGAGGAGAUUCUAAAAAUGAUUCAAGAGAUAUGUUUGCACUCAGUACAGACACAGAAAGCAAAGAAAACGCCAAUCUAUCAAGAUAUGUGGAGCCCAUUGUCAUGYCAAGGACAUCUUUGAUCAAUUCAGUUGCUUCUUUAUUAAAAAACGCCAAAGUUAUAAACACAAACACGACGGGAAAUCGAAGGAUUUUUAAUUCAAACGACAGGAAAGAACAAAAACAACAAAGAAAUUUAACGAAGCCCGUUAUUCCACCAAAUUUUUCAUCUAGAAAGAAUGAUUUUCUUUUAAUAAAUAAAUCAAAGAUCGAAAAUGGCAAUACUAUAAAAGAUCUAUACGAUUCUUGGAUUAAAAAGAAUAGGGAAUCGUUAAAUUCGCAUGUAAACGGACAACAAAGGAAAUAUAUAGCUUCACAAACAAACGCGUUACUUUGGAGACGAUUGAAUCCUUUAACUGUUGAAAAUGUUAAUAGGAGUUCGGUGAAGAACAGAACGAAUGAAGUAAAAUCACAAGGAAGAGAAAAGAAUGAAGGAAAGCGACCAGUACGAGAACAUCUGUUUUAUUUCCCAAUCAAGAAGAACACUUUAAUUGACAUCUUAAAUCACACAAAUUUGAUAUUAAAACCCUGAAAAGGCUAUACAAAA
Molecule: messenger RNA, 1929 nt
Organism: Actinia tenebrosa (Australian red waratah sea anemone)
Lineage: Eukaryota; Metazoa; Cnidaria; Anthozoa; Actiniaria; Actiniidae
Source: RefSeq, a predicted model, not a curated record